This is a messenger RNA of Salmo salar (Atlantic salmon), 1400 nucleotides long. It is a transcript of the gene snap23.1, whose product is annotated as synaptosome associated protein 23.1. The record is from RefSeq and is marked provisional. NCBI's taxonomy places the organism in Eukaryota, Metazoa, Chordata, Actinopteri, Salmoniformes, Salmonidae. Gene Ontology annotation, cellular component: plasma membrane; SNARE complex. Gene Ontology annotation, biological process: synaptic vesicle fusion to presynaptic active zone membrane; exocytosis; synaptic vesicle priming. Gene Ontology annotation, molecular function: SNAP receptor activity; syntaxin binding.
AGUCCAAGUUCACUACAGAGUACCAGCUCUUAGGAAUGCCAUUUUUUUUUUUUAUUAUUAUUUUUUUUUUUCAGAAGAUCUUAUUGUUAAAACCAGUUUUUAACUUCGGUUAAAUUAAUCAAUUAAUAUGGUUUUAGUGUUUCAUUUCCCUGAGAUGGGUCUUUGCUGUUUUGUCCUGGUUGCAUGACAGAGCAACUGAGACGUACAGAGGAGGGUAUGGACCAGAUCAACCAGGACAUGAGGAAGGCUGAGAAGAACCUGACUGACCUGUCCAAGUGCUGUGGCCUCUGUGUCUGCCCCUGUGACAGGGUGACGUCCAUAGAGCAUGACUCUAAAUACAAGCGUACCUGGGGAACAGGUGAUGGUAGCAGUACAGGAGAGGGAGGGGAUGGCUCGGUGGUGUCCAGGCAACCCUCAGGCAUCCAUAACGGACAAGCCAACCAGCAGCAGCCCAUGGGGGGCUCUGGACCCUACAUCAAGAGGAUUACCAACGAUGCUCGGGAGGAUGAGAUGGAGGAGAACCUGGAUCAGGUGGGCAGCAUCAUAGGGAACCUGAAGAACAUGGCCAGUGACAUGGGCUCUGAGCUAGACAAGCAGAACAAACACAUCAUCCGCAUCACAGAAAAGGCGGACAUAAACAAAGCACGUAUCGAUGAAGCCAACCAGCGAGCCAAUAAGCUCAUCAAGUAGACCUACCUACCUGCUCCCGAUUUCAAAUCAUCCACCUUGAAUCUCUGCCUCAGCUCGCAUGUACACACACACUCUCUCGCUCUCCUUGAGAACAAAGUAAAUCAACCAGGACAAAACCCAUGAAUCAGCACCUACCACACGUGCCUUUUCUGUGAUGAUGUAAAUAUGCUCACGCAACACUCUCUCUUAUUCUACCUUUUUAUGACUAGUUCACAGUCUUUGCCUGGGUCCCAUCCCAAAUAUGUGACACAGUGAAUCACUUUUUCAGGCGUUGUGAGAUCUGUGCCCGUAUUCAGAAAGCCUCUCUGAGUAGAAGUGCUGAUGUAAGAUGGUUUAUAUAUAUUCAUUCAUUCUCUGAUAAGCAGUGGAGGCUGCUGAGAGGAGGACGGCUCAUAGUAACGGGAUAGUGUCAAACACAUGGUUUCAAUGUGCUUGAUGCCAUUCCAUCCACUCCAUUCCAGCCAUUAUUUUGAGCUGUCCUCCCCUAAUAUGUGCAGUGUGGCUGCCGAAAAUAUGACCUGGAACAUCAAAUUCUCACUGUCUGUUGCCCCCUGGUGGUCAUGGGGUUUCACAGCAGCUGUAUACACCUCAGGCAUAUGCAGGGAAAAGUUAUGAGACAACAGCUCUUCAUAUCAUGUCAUUUGGUUCUUGGCUCUUGUAAUUAUUGUUAUUGUUUGAAAUGUGCUUAUUUAAUUAUUCUUAUAAAGCAG